UAUGAUCACAUAAUAACCAAAGCUCUAUACAAACGAUACUGUGAAAGCUCUUUAACAUCUUAUAAUGUCAAGCCAAUCUCUAGUCCAAAAAAAAGGCCAUAUUGUGCUAGUUCCAUUUCCAGCACAGGGCCAUAUUAACCCCUUUAUGCAGCUAGCCAAGCUCUUACACUCAACAGGCUUCUACGUAACUUUCGUCAACACCGAAUUUAACCAUGCUCGUCUCCUCCGGUCUAAAGGCCCGGAUUUCUUCACCGACUUGUCGGACUUUCGGUUUGAGGCUAUACCCGAUGGGCUACCGCCAUCAGACCGGGACGCCACCCAAGAAGUUUGGGCCCUAUGUGAUUCGCUCCGGAACAAUUGCUUUGAUCCUUUUAGAAAUUUAUUGGCUAAGCUGAAUUUAAACCCGGAAUUGGGUCGAGUUAGUUGUAUAAUCUCUGAUGGUGUUAUGGGUUUUGCAACGAAGAUUGCGCAAGAAUUUGGGAUUCCUGAUGUUCAAUUUUGGACUGCCUCAGCUUGUGGUUUCAUGGGGUAUUUGCAGUUUAAUGAACUCAUCCAUAGAGGCAUAGUUCCUUUCAAAGAUACAAACUUUACAAAUGAUGGCACUCUUGAAACUCCAAUUGAUUGGAUUGAAGGUAUGAGCAACAUGAAACUCAAAGACAUACCAUCCUUCAUCAGAACAACCAAUCCCGACGAUAUCAUGUUAAAUUUCUUGAAAGACGAGGCCGAAAACUGCUUAAAAGCAUCGAAAAUCGUCUUCAACACAUUUGAUGAACUUGAACAUGAAGCUUUAAACGCAAUUAGGGCAAAAAUUCCUCAUAUGUACAACAUAGGACCACUUUGCAUGCUAGAAAAUCACAUUCCUUCUUCGCGUAAACAAUCCACGUCGGAUUUGAAGCUAAAUUUAUGGAAAGAAGAUUUCAGAUGUCUUGACUGGCUUGACAAAAGAAACCCUGGAUCAGUUAUGUACGUAAAUUAUGGUUCUAUUACAGUUAUGUCAGAGGAGGACUUCAAAGAAUUUGCAUGGGGUCUUGCUAAUAGUAACCAUCCAUUCUUGUGGAUAGUCAGAGCGGACGGAGUGAGAGGCGAUUCUGAAAUCCUGCCCGAAGAGUAUUAUGAGGAGAUUAAAGAAAGAGGACUUAUAGCAAAUUGGUGUCGUCAAGAUCAAGUGCUAUCUCAUCCUUCAAUUGGAGCGUUUCUAACGCAUUGUGGAUGGAAUUCGACGUUGGAAAGCUUAUCUAAUGGUGUUCCUCUUCUCUGCUGGCCGUUCUUUGGUGAGCAACCGACGAAUUGUCGGUAUUCGUGCACGACCUGGGGGAUUGGUAUGGAAAUUGAUGGAGAGAUUAAGCGCAGUGAAAUUGAAAAGCUUGUUAAGGAAAUGAUGGAGACUGAAAAGGGAAAGGUGGUGAAGGAAAAUGCUUUAGAAUGGAAGAGAAAAGCAGAAAUAGCAACUAAAAUUGGAGGAUCAUCUUACCAAGAUUUUAACAGAUUUAUCCAGGAGAUUCUACUUUGAAAACAACCAUAUAUUGAACUUAAAUGUCCUUCAAUCAACGUUUUCUGUUUUGGAAACAUGUUAAAAAUUGAGUGUUUCAGACACGAAACUUCAUUUUUUAACACAAAAAAACCUUAAAAUAAUAUGGUUUCGUACGGUUCAAGUGUCUUGUUUUGUAUGGGCUGCAUAGUCUAUGAGGAUAAUGAAAAAGUGAUAAUGUACCCUCAAUAAUGAACUUAUUAAUUAUUCUCUUUGAUUAAUAAAGUUCAAUCUUUCCUCUAAAAAAAAAAGAGUUUGUAAUCUCAUAAUAAAUUGCCGGUUUGUAA
This is a messenger RNA of Mercurialis annua (annual mercury), 1815 nucleotides long. Its product is annotated as linamarin synthase 1-like. Bases 65 to 1510 code for a protein of 481 amino acids. The record is from RefSeq and is a predicted model, not a curated record. The transcript is spliced from 2 exons. Gene Ontology annotation, molecular function: UDP-glycosyltransferase activity. NCBI's taxonomy places the organism in Eukaryota, Viridiplantae, Streptophyta, Magnoliopsida, Malpighiales, Euphorbiaceae.